Dendrobium catenatum is the source of this 5411-nucleotide messenger RNA. Its product is annotated as pentatricopeptide repeat-containing protein At3g22670, mitochondrial-like. NCBI's taxonomy places the organism in Eukaryota, Viridiplantae, Streptophyta, Magnoliopsida, Asparagales, Orchidaceae. The transcript has 2 exons. Gene Ontology annotation, molecular function: protein binding. The record is from RefSeq and is a predicted model, not a curated record. Bases 629 to 2302 code for a protein of 557 amino acids.
CUAAAGGGCAGUCUGUUAUUGAAGAUCCGACCUGACUGAGAGCGCGCAGUUCUUGAAUCGCAGAAGAAUUAGAGGAGAAGAGAAAUAUACAGAGAGUAAAAGUAGAAUAUUAUUCCCUAUCUAGUCCACAGUGCAUACAGCGGUAUUUAAAGAAUACAAGGCAGUCAUGUACACGUGAGCAUCAGGAAGAAAUACAUAAUGAGCUGACGUGUCUUUUAUGCAUUGAUUUUGUUGUUGUGUUCGAAUAGUUAUAAUGGGGAAAGUCGCAAAGAUAUAAUAAUAAUGAAGAGGAAGGUGAGAGGAGCAUUAUAGUUUGAGAGAGAAAAAAGGGCGUAUGGCAAUAAUGAGAAGAAUACUUACAAUUGUGGUGAAUCUUGGUCAAAGAGAGAAAAAAAAAAAGGAGAAUUUACUGAUGGAUGCUCAAUUGAUGGAGACUAAUCUUCUUCAAGAGAGAGAAAAGGAGAAGGGUGAGGGUUUCUCAUGAAGGAGAAGGGUGCGUGUCCUGUCCCCGAUCUGCAAGAAAACCGAGCUGACCUCCUCCGUUGCUUUGCUAUGGCAGACCAUCUGUUCGACGAAAUGCCCGUUAGAGUAAUUCCUUUGGUUUUCGAGUCUUUUGACUGGAUUUGAAAUGUGGGUCUUACUUAAGAUUGGUCGUUAUCAGCAAACCUGGGCUUCACUUCCGUUUUGCAAAGUUUCUGCUCCAAAGAUUCUAGCGAUCUAUCAUCGUUACGGUGACUUCUCUAACGUGGUUUAUUCACCAGAGCUGCCUGAUUGGUUUAGGUUUGCGGAGGGAGAGCAGGAUUGUGACUUGGAUUCGAAAGAUGACUUUUUGCUUCCCACACGGUCGGGGAAUUUGGAAGGUAGGCGUGGUAGUAGAAAAGCUGUUGUUCGGAUCGAGCAUUCUGAGGCUGUUGAUGUUGAUGUUGAUCCAAUCAGCAAUGUACUGAAGGUAAGGUUCGGUUCUCCUGAAGAAGUUGUCUCUACUCUGAAUAAUUACUCCCCAAAGGUUUCAAAGAAUUUGGUUGACAAAAUAUUGAAAAGGUUUAACAAUGAAUGGAUCCCUGCAUUGGGUUUCUUCAGGUGGGCCGACGCUCGUAUGGGAUACAAGCACUCCCGUGACUCGUAUGAUAUGAUGGUUGACAUAUUGGGAAAAUCGAAGCAAUUUGACACAAUGUGGGGCUUGGUUGAGGAAAUGAGUGGAAUUGGUGGACUAAUAUCGUUAUCAACUAUCACAAAGGUCAUCAGAAGGCUAGCUGGAGCUGCUAGAUGGAAGGAUGCCGUAAGGGCUUUUCAUGGCAUGGUGAAAUUUGGGAUUAGCAAAGAUACUGUGGCUAUGAACAUUCUGUUGGAUUCUUUAUGCAAGGAGAGGAGUGUUAUGCGUGCUAGAUAUGCCUUUUUGGAUCUAAGAAGAGAAAUAGCUCCCAACGCUAGCAGUUUUAAUAUAUUGAUUCAUGGAUGGUGCAAAGCAAGGAAACUUGAAGAAGCUUGGAAGACUUUAGAGGAAAUGAUAGAAUUUGGUUUUAAGCCUUGUGUAAUUACAUAUACUAGUUUAAUCGAAGCUUACUGCUUGGAAAGAGAUUUUCAGAAGGUUGAAGCUGUUCUUGAUGAGAUGAGAACUCAGGGAUGCCAACCUAAUGUCAUAACCUAUACCAUCAUAAUGCAUUCUUUUGGAAAGGCAAAGAAAUCUCAAGCAGCUUUUUCCGUUCUUGACCAAAUGAAGACUGAUGGUUGUUUGCCUGAUGCUUCAGUCUACAACUCCUUAAUUUACAUAUUCGCUAGAGCAGGUCAAUUAAGAGAAGCCUAUAAUGUAUAUGAGGAAAUGCAUAAAAGAGAAAUCUCUCCAAAUGUGACCACAUUCAAUACCUUAAUUUCAGCUGCCUGUAAUCAUUCUCAGGCAGAGCAUGCUUUGAAACUCCUUGUGAUAAUGGACGAAACUUCAUGCAAGCCUGAUAUCAAGACUUAUUCUCCUUUACUUAAGUUGUCAUGUUCAAGGAAAUGGAUGAGGGUCCUUCUGUAUUUACUGGGCCAUAUGUUUAAAAGGGAUAUCAGCCUAGACCUUGGAACAUAUACACUUCUGGUGCGUGGACUAUGUCGGACGGGGAAAUUGAAGCAAGCAUGCAUAUUUUAUGAGGAAAUGAUAUUAAAAGGAUUCAUUCCUAGGAGUCAUUCAAGUGCUAUAUUGCUGGAAGCACUUGAAAGGAAGAGUAUGGUUGCUGCAAAGUCAAGAGUUCAAAAGUUAACGUUGAAGGCACAGAGUAUGCGACAGCUCACCCAUUACACAGAUCAAUAUGCUUCUGACUGAAGAAAGAGCGUUGUUCUGAUAACUCUUUCCAAGAAUAAGUUAAAGAUAAAGAUUUUAAAUUCACUUGCAUGGUAGCAUGCACAAAGGUAAGUUUUUUUUUUCUCUUGUAUGAUAAUUUGUUCUUCUUCAUUUCGUCUUUCUUUUAUUGCCUAGUAAAAAGGUAAACUAAGUUCCCAAAUGCCGAUUUAUAUUUAUUGAAAACAAGAUUAGAAUUAAUUAUAACAUCACACGGUCACACCUAACUUGAAUGUGAUUUAGAAUGGCCAUAAUCCUCUAGUUAUAGCUUAAUCGAAAGUAAUUUUGAAACACAAAUACCUAAAGUUAUGUACUUUGCCUCUGCAAUGGAUAAAGUAAUAGAAUUAUACUUUCUACUCUAUCAUGAUAUAAGUGGAAGUUCUAAGAUCUAAUAGGUGCAUGAAGUGUUCUUCUAAUUGACUCUACAUCCUACAUAGUCAACAUUAGAGCAUCCUAUAAGAUCAAAAGAUAACUUGUUCUUAGGGAUCCAUUAUCCUAAGUUCGGUGUUCCUAUAAGGCUUAUAAAAGUUCUUUUGCUACUGUCAUGUGUGACUUCUUAGAAUCUACUUGAAAUCUAGUACAUAUCCCUAUAGAAACAUAAUAUAUGGUUUAUUAGUUAUCAAAUAUAAUGAGGACCAUAUCAUACCUCUAUAAAGCUUAAAAUCUAUUGCCUUCCCAUUUGCAUUUUUUUUCUAGCAUAAUUAUUAGGCUCAUAGAGGUGCCAACCAAUUUAAAUCCCUUCAUGUUAAAUUUAAACAUAUUAAUCAUAUCUUGAAUGUACUUGGUUUGAGAUAAAAGUAUUCAUUCAUCCUUCUACUUGUAAACCAAAGAAGUAGUUUAGUUUUCCAAUUAAGCUCGUCUCAAACUCUUUUCUCAUAGUACUUACAAAUUCAUAACAUAACUAACAUUUUGGGGCUCUUAAGUAAACUAUCAUAUACAUAUAUUUGAGUCAUUAUCAUGUCUCCUUCAAUUUGCUUGAUAAAUGAUGUAGUGCCUACCUUUUCUUUGCAAAAUCACAAACUGAUAAGAAAUGUGCUUAAUCUCUCAUAUUGGACUCUAUGAGCUUAUUUUGGUCCAUAAAGUGUUUUCUUCACUUUAUACAUUUGACAUAGAAAACAUAAUACAUAAAACUAGAUAACUUUUCUACAAACAUAUUUUCCUCUAUGAUCCCUUCUAAAAUCAAAUCUUAAGAUACAUUUGACAUAAAGUAAAAUUUAUAAAAUAUGCAAAUGCUAGUUAGAGUCUAAUGGCUACUAAUCUAACUACAAGGGGAAAAUAUUUUCAAAGCCUAUCCCUUUUAUCUAACCUAGCCUUAUUCCUAACUAUAGUGCAUGAAUCAUUUGCUUUAUUGUUAUAACCCCAUUUAGUUUCUAUCACAUACUAAUCAGUGGGUCUAGGUACUAACUCUCAAAUAUCACUCCUAAUGAAUUAAAUCAAUUCUACUUGCAUUGUACUUUCCAAAAAUUCAUCCUCUCAAGUUUCCUGUAUUUUUGAUGGCUUAAAUGUGAUAGAAAUGCAGAAUAGUACACCUCUUCUUUAGUUGCACUCCUAGUUCUAACUCAUUUUAAACAAGUCUAUGAUAAGUUCCCUAGGAUGACUUGAAGCACAACACCACUCCUUAGGUAACUCAAAUGCUAGUGGUUCCUCCUUAAAAGCUUCAAGCUGAUACAGGCUUAAGGUUUCUAGUUUAUCAAUCUCCUCAUCAUGCAAAUUUUUUGUCCUAAGUAGUCUAUUAAAUAGAUAUCACUUAUAGAUUAUUCCUCAAUUAAUGAUAUUUUAACUAAAUACUUUAUGUUCUUAAUUAUUCUAUGAAUAUCACAAUAAUACUCCAUCAAAUCUAUUAUCAAAUUUCAUCAAAUUUUCCUUUUCAUUCCUCAAUAUGAAUCAUCUACACCAAAAAAUAUGAAAAAGACAUACAUCUGACGUCCUUUCUUUCCAAAUCUCAUAAGGUAUUUUCUAAUUGCCAAUUUAAUAUUUACCAUGUUAUUUACAUAGCAAGAUGUACAUUAUUUUAGCCCAAAAGUAUUUAUACAUAUCGAGUUCACUAAGCAUUAUUCUAAACAUAUCUAAUAAUAUCUCUCUUCCACAUUUCUAUACCAUUCAGCUGUGAUGUUCUAGAUACAGAAAAGUUGUCUAAUCCCAAUUUCAUCACAAAAAGUCUCAAACUUAUCAGUUUCAAAUUCUUCUCAUUAAUCACUCAUAAUAUAUAACAGAGAUGAUUUCUUUUCUUUCUAAAUCCAUUAACAAAUUUCAUGAAUUCUAUUAUUGCAUCACUUUUGUUGACUAAAAAUACUAAGUAAAGCUUGAAUAAUCAUCAACUAUAAUAUACACUUAAAAGAUGUACAAGUAUGUAUUACGCCGGCCCAGGAGGGGCCGGCUGCCUUUCCUGAAUCGGUCCCUAGUGGACUGGUUUGGGUUUACCACUGCCAGCCCAAGCUAGGAGAGAGAGGGGGGCCGGCCACUCCCUUGGGCCCCACACCUUGAAAAAUAAUUGUUUGGAGGCAAAAAUAUGAAUUAGGGGCUAUUUAGGGAAUUUGUAAUUUUCUUUUGUCUUUAAUUAUUGGUUAAUGUUAGAAUUAGGAUUUCAUCUUGAAUUUGAGAAAAGAUUUGAGAUCUAGGGUUUGUGUUCUUGGGCUCUAGGCUUGGCUAGAGAAUUGGAGAGUUGUUUCUUCCUCUCGAAUAGAAGAAACAUGUAUCUUUGCUGUUUUUCUUGCAUCUAUUAGUGAAUUUCUCCACUGUUUCCUCAGAUUUCUCUAUUUUUCCUAAGGAAAACUGCUGUAGUUGCUGUCUGACUGCUGUAAACAGCAAUUUUUUUCACUGUUUUCUAUCCAAUGUUGCUAGGUUUGCUUGCGAACUCAAGUAUUACCCUUGGGGUUACUUGCGAACUCAAGUACUUCCUAUAAGUAUGCUUUCUUAGUUGAUUGUCAUCUCAUAAUUGAUCGUUAGAGUAAUGCAACUGACAUUAUCCAACUACCAACUAAUUUCUAAACAAAUUGGAUAAGAUAUGCAUGCUAGCAUGGCAAAAUUGUAUAUGACAUAACCAGGGGUCAUCAUAAAUUCCAUUUAAACAUUUUAGAAUAUUAGAAAAAAAAAA